AACGUCGCUAUCGUAAAUAAUCACGUGGAAACAUCAUGGAUGUGUUUGACAGUGCUGCAGAUUAUUGUAUUACUACGUGUUGUCUUUAGCUAGAUUUAGAGCACGUGUUGAUGUUUAUUUUUAAGAGGUAAAACAAGAAAUGUUGUCCUGAAAAAUAAGCGGCAGCUGACAGCUCAGGCCGAGUGUUGGAGCACCGCUGCUCUGUGUGAAAGCGUGUUUGUGUGUGGUGUGUGUGUGUGUACCUACUCGCAAUCUGCAUCAUGUUUGUAUUGGUGGAGAUGGUCGACACGGUCAGGAUCCCUCCGUGGAACUUCCAGAGACAACUCAACGACGCCAUAGCAGAGGAGCUUAACAAGAAGCUGGCCAACAAGGUGGUCUACAAUGUUGGCCUCUGCAUCUGCUUGUAUGACAUCACUAAACUGGAGGAUUCCUAUAUUUUCCCAGGAGACGGAGCCUCACACACUAAAGUUCAUUUCAGGUAUGUUGUUUUCCAUCCUUUCCUCGAUGAGAUCCUGGUCGGCAAGAUCAAGUACUGCAGUCAGGAGGGAGUUCACGUGACGAUGGGCUUCUUUGAUGACAUUCUCAUUCCACCAGAGUCACUUCAACAACCCGCAAAAUUUGAUGAAGCAGAGCAAGUUUGGCUUUGGGAGUACGAGACGGACGAGGGGGCUCAUGACCUCUACAUGGACCAAGGAGAGGAGAUCCGUUUUCGGGUGACAGAUGAAGUCUUUGUGGAUACGUCACCGACCGGCCCUGCCGCUGCAGCACCAAGCACACCAGCACAACCGGGACAGUCGACAGCGCCGCCAGCAGAGGUCAGCGGCGAGAAGAAAGAAGCACCGUACACUCUGAUCGGGACCAUCUGUGACCCGGGGCUGGGGCUGCUGUCAUGGUGGAACAGUUAGCACUGCAGAGGAAGAAGAUGAUAUUUAGUUAUUACGAACACAUUGACUCUGAUCUGAUCAUGACUGAUCAGAAAUGAAGGAUGGUCAGCUGGAGACGCUGAGCCCUGUUGUUUCAGUACAAGACAGUCAAGAGACAAAGUCAAGCCGCUGUCUGAAGAUCAUGUUGGUGUCGAAGUGACUGAUUUCACCUCUGUCACACUGAGACGGACUUUAUUGUAAAUACUGACCUUAACAUACCAGCUUCAUGUUUACAUGGAAAAUUUACCAGUGAUUGAUGAACAUUAAUGUUCAGUUGGUACAUUUAAUAUGAGAAUUUGACCCUGAAAUAAAAAGAAAACAAGAAUAAAUUAAGUCAUUAAUCAUUUGAGUCAUAUAAUCUGUUGAAUCAUAAUAGCAUCACUACUUUAGCACACACAUGUCAUAAAACCGUGAUAGUUCAACAAAGUAGGUUCUGUUUAAAACUGGGUUGAAAACAGCAUCAUUUGUCAGGGACAGACGGUGGUUUGUGGUGCUUAAUGAUGUAAAAACUUAUUUGGACAUUCUGAGUUUUAGUGGGUUAGAAAAGAGGCUGAGUGACAUUUUUGUUGAUAUAAAUUGAUGUGUGGGUCUGAUGCAUUUGUGUCAACAAGAUCCAAACAAACAAAAAAAAAAACAUUUUGGGAAUCAUAUUUGAGAGAUUGACUUUUUAUUUUUAGUAAUGUGUCAAUGCCACACAUCUUCAGUUUAUUUAACAGCUUUUUGUAUUUGUUUUGUCUCAGUAAAAGGGCGUAUCAUCA
This is a messenger RNA of Thunnus maccoyii (southern bluefin tuna), 1681 nucleotides long. RefSeq names its product polymerase (RNA) III (DNA directed) polypeptide H (gene polr3h). Gene Ontology annotation, biological process: DNA-templated transcription; transcription initiation at RNA polymerase III promoter. Lineage: Eukaryota; Metazoa; Chordata; Actinopteri; Scombriformes; Scombridae. The coding region runs from base 261 to 905 and encodes 214 amino acids. Gene Ontology annotation, cellular component: RNA polymerase III complex. The record is from RefSeq and is a predicted model, not a curated record. The transcript has 6 exons. Gene Ontology annotation, molecular function: DNA-directed RNA polymerase activity; DNA binding.